CCCUUGGAACAAGGCUCUUCUCCGUUCAUCGCCAUAGCGGAGGGAGAGGUGCGUGUUAGAUUGCGAGGACCGGCUGCGGCGAUUGUCCUCGCAGGGAAGUGUUAUGCAGGUCUGGAAUUGAGUGUAGAAUUUCGAGAGCUUUGUAGAAGUGUUCUCUGUUUGGAAUAUAGUGGAUUGUGGAGGUCAGCACGGAGUGGAGAGUGAUUCGGGAUGGUUGGAUAUGGAAGGCACAGUCAUUAGAAGCAGGAAGCAGUGAUGGAUCGACAUGAGAACACGUUGGUUGUGAUCUCUCGGGGAUGUUUCCCCGCCGGGUAUGCGCGAGAUAUGAGACCUCGGCGGAGGAUGUAAGGCCGUUGUGAUUCGGAGGUUGUUACCAGAGAUAAUUUAUACUUGACGACGCGUGGUUGUGUGGAGAUUCCGGUUGUAGGCUUUGGAGUCGAAUUUUAAUUUUGCGCUUGUGCGAGGGAGGACGCUAGUAGAGACGCGUAUUUCCCUUGUGAUGGCGAAGUCGAAAGGUGCCAAGAAAGCUCUCGACUCGUACACCGUGAAAGGCACACAGAAGGUCGUGAAAGUGGGAGAUUGUGUCUUGAUGCGUGGGCAAGAUCCUGAUAAGCCACCUUACGUUGCCAAGAUAGAGAAGAUUGAGGCUGACAACAGAAACAAUACUAAAGUACGGGUACGAUGGUAUUAUCGGCCUGAAGAGUCAAUGGGAGGGAGGCGACAAUUUCAUGGUUCAAAGGAGCUUUUCUUGUCAGAUCACUACGAUAUUCAAAGUGCGGACACUAUAGAGGGCAAGUGCAUUGUUCAUACGUUCAAAAAUUACACUAAGCUUGACAGUGUCGGUACUGAAGAUUACUUCUGUCGCUUUGAAUACAAGGCUUCUACUGGCGGAUUCACUCCUGAUCGAGUGGCUGUGUAUUGUAAAUGUGAGAUGCCUUAUAAUCCAGAUGAUUUGAUGGUUCAAUGUGAGACUUGCAAAGAUUGGUUUCACCCUUCUUGCAUGAGCUUCACACCAGAUCAAGUGAAGCGUAUGGAGAAAUUUGUUUGUCCUGAUUGUUCCUUGCCAGAUGGGGACAGGAAGUUGCGCCAAUCUUCUCCAGGAUCGUCACCAACACCUGAACAUGUUCAUAAGUACAUGUGGUUUCUUGAGCUGCAGCCGGAGGCAAAGCGGCGGAAGAGGUGAUACACAACUUUACUUAUUUGAACCCUGUGGUGCAUGUACUGCUGCACAAUUUUGUUUAAAAGGGUUGAUUGUGAAGAUACAACACGGAGGCUCUUUAGAUCUGGUCCAGUGGAAAAGGUGAUGCAUAAUACUAAGGACGUUAGAUACCAGGAACUGAACAUGGAAAGGUCCUGGUAUUCCAAGCAAAGGAUCUCAGUCAGGCUCUUGAUGAAUUCAUGUUGGCAGUGCUGGAGAGUCGAGUAUUUGUGGUGCAGCUUCUCUAUCGUAAGAUAAAACUACUCACAACCGUCCUCAUGCAUUAGCACCUCGUAAGUACAGGGUCCAUAUUAAUUCUUCGAAAACUUGGCUUUGAAGGAGGAAUGAUGGAUUUGGUUCAGUCCGGUAUUAUUCAGUAUGGAGGGGUGACGGAGAGCGGCAAAGUUGUAAUCACCGGCACAAUUGGUUCUCCUCUUAAUAGUCUAUGUGGGCAGAAAUGACCAAAUUGUAUACAGUUUUUGUCCUGUUUAAAGAUCAUGUUGCAGCCUGAAGCAACUUUGACCAUUUAAGGUGCGCAUCCUGAAUGAUUAGAACGAUGUGGAAUUGAGGGCUUUGGUCUAGUGCUUUUGGUGGAAAUGUGCGGAAAAUGUUCAUGUAAGUAGAGCAGAACCAAAACAUAUGGGAUAGAUGACAUUGACUCAGACGAUCGGACACAAAUUGUCAAAAAUCAUCGGUGUCUUCAACAUGUUAGGUAUCUAUUGAACUGAAGCACCUAUCUAACUGAAAGGGGGAAUCAGUUACUUCCAAGGUGACGAAGCCACGGCACCACCCAGGUAUAUUCCUAUGCCGAAGGCAUCCUCAAGCCCUUGCAAAGAGUCAUGAAGGGGUCUCCUGUAGCAAUCAAUAAAUAUCAUGAUAUACGCCAGGUAUUACAUGGUCAGCAGCAAUUCAAGAAUUAGGUUUGAAGGUCAUCAACGUUUACUGCAUCAAGUUCAAUGGGCGAUGCUUGUUGAACGGACUGUCAUCUGUCAUCUGAGUACAGGGCUGCUUUGUGACUGUAGGACUGGAGGAAUUGCCUUGUGACCUUAUUCAAAACUGACUGAAGUCUCAACUUCUUACAUCAAAGCAUACAGCUCUGAUCUGUAAUGUUGUUAUUACAGCAAUCCUCUCAGUUGAAUUACAUGUGACAAAAGUAUAUGUCAUGUCA
Physcomitrium patens is the source of this 2366-nucleotide messenger RNA. Lineage: Eukaryota; Viridiplantae; Streptophyta; Bryopsida; Funariales; Funariaceae. The record is from RefSeq and is a predicted model, not a curated record.